Messenger RNA from Leptinotarsa decemlineata (Colorado potato beetle), 2200 nucleotides. Its product is annotated as Diuretic hormone 44 receptor 2. Gene Ontology annotation, molecular function: G protein-coupled peptide receptor activity; peptide hormone binding; diuretic hormone receptor activity. Gene Ontology annotation, cellular component: plasma membrane. Gene Ontology annotation, biological process: cell surface receptor signaling pathway; adenylate cyclase-modulating G protein-coupled receptor signaling pathway. The record is from RefSeq and is a predicted model, not a curated record. Lineage: Eukaryota; Metazoa; Arthropoda; Insecta; Coleoptera; Chrysomelidae.
UAUUUUUUUCUAUUACAGAAAAUGCAACGAGGGCGUGUUCAUCAAAUGCAACCUGGCUGAAAUCAAAUUAUUCGAUGUGUAGGGAAAUAAUCACCUUACCUGGAGAUGUGGAGACACAAACUAAAAUAUACGUCGCAGGAUAUACCUUAAGUUUAAUAACUUUAGCGAUAGCUGUCACUAUUUUUACCUGUUUCAAAGAAUUACGAUGUUUACGAAAUACAAUACACAUGAACCUUAUGUGUUCUUAUAUGUUGACAUACUGCAUGUGGAUUUCUACAUUGAUAUUCGUGAAUUACGCCAACAAUACAUCGAUGUUCUGUGUCUUCAAUGUGAUGUUACUCCAUUACUUCCAUAUAACUACAUUUUUCUGGAUGUUUGUUGAAGGACUCUACCUCUACAUUCUUGUCGUGAAAACGCUGACAAGGGAGAGUUUCAAGCUAAGGGUGUACGCGUGUCUUGGCUGGGGACUUCCUUUGAUUUUCAUCGUUCUUUGGGCAGUAGUGAAAUGGUUUAUACCUUUGAGCAAUCAGUCACCAAAUUCAUUUUUCCAGUGUCGAUGGUUCAUCUAUCACCCCAUCGAUUGGAUCUUCCAGGCACCUACAGUUAUAGUCCUCCUCCUCAAUCUUGGCUUCCUCAUAUGUAUAAUGUGGGUACUCAUCACCAAACUACGAUCUGCUAAUACCUUGGAGACACAGCAGUACCACAAAGCAGCCAAAGCUCUUCUAGUACUUAUGCCACUCCUAGGAAUCACUUAUGUCAUUACCAUUUACGCCCCCGUAACAAAGGCAUCUUCCAUCAAUGUUUUCGAGUGGAUCAGAGCCUUUCUUAUAUCUACACAGGGCUUCACAGUGGCGCUUUUCUAUUGUUUCCUGAAUACUGAAGUUCAAAACACCGUUCGUCAUCACUUCGAUAACUGGAAAACCAGUAGAUCCUUGGGUCCACGAAUGCGAUCUGGAAGUAGAAGCAAAGACUGGUCACCCCGUUCAAGAACAGAAAGUAUACGUAGGACGGAAUGGACACUGGUUCAUGGUGAAGAUAUUGAAGUAAUCCAAGCAGAGAUGCAGCAACUUGGGAAUCAUCACUGCUGCGAGAGGUCUCCAAACUUCACUGCUAAUGGGCAUGCUACUCACAAAGAAAAAUAGCUUCUUUAUGUUGCAUGGAUAUUUUGGUGAUAUUAUUCAGCACGAAAAAGUGAAUGAGUAAUUUCCACAAAAUAUACCUAUAUAUUUCUGAUUUGUUGAAAAAUAGACUCUGUUUUUCCCAGAUAAAUAAUCGUUAUCACAUAUUCUAUAUUGAGUGACCACAAGGUAUGAAAUUUCACAUUCUUUUGGUUCAUUCAAGGAAAUCUAGCUCAAACUUCAUCCACAGAGAAAAUAAUUGCAACUUGAGAGUGAGAGUUAAAUGAAUUUCAGAUUCAAAUUAUUAUUUUAUCGAAUGAUUCGCUCGAAAUGAAAACUAAUUUGUAUCUGCGAGUUCAUCAGGUAGUCUUCUUCAUCUCAAAGAAACAGCAUAGGUGAACUUAUAAAAUAAAAAAGGAGAUUAUUGUGAUCUCUACUGAUUUAUAGUUUCCAAAAUGAGCUUUAUUUUGGAUUCGAUUACUUUCUGAAUUACUUUCUGAUUACUUACUGAUGGAAUGGCUCUCAGUUUUUAACAUGCAAAACUCUUGAUGGUAUUUUGUUCAACUGCAUUUAUUCUUCGUUUCUUUUCUGACUGAUUCGAUAGUUUUUUUGGGAAAUUUCAGUUUGCGAAUCAUUUUCUGUUCAUAUAUUGAAUCAAUGAAUUCAUACUUUUUGAACACUGAGUUUUCAUUAUUAUAAGUAUAACAAUAUUGUUCUCCUUCCGGAACUUUUUCUAUUGAUCUGUCUCUCUCUUGCUCUGCCUUCUCUUCAUGUUUUCCGUUUUAAAUUUUUCCUUUUCUUCCCUGAUUUUUUCUUUUCUGUUAUUGAUGCACACGUAUAUGUUUUGCUAGUACUGAGUUUCAGUUCUUACUAGCAGAUUUUUCACUGCUUCAUGAUUGCGCAAUCAUGGAGGUCAUUAUUGUCUCAUCACACAUCUCCAAGUAACUCACGUCAAACAGAAAGUCUUGAAUCCAUUUCCGGCAGGUCGGGUACCUGUUAGGUCAGGUCAGGUUAGGUCCAAAGUGAGUGGAUCUAUUCGAUCCUCCACCGCAACCCGCAAGGGAUUAUCGUGGCUCACACCU